UCUUAGAAGAAACUAUUGUUUUUACAAGUUACCAAUAAAUUGUUGUAAAAUAUUGGCGAUUUUGUUAAGUGUGUGGAAAUAAAUUAAAAUUAAUGAAAAUACUAAAACCGAACUGGGUGCAUCAUGACGAUAAACCAAUAUUUUCUGUGGAUAUUCAUCAAGAAUGCCAAAAAUUUGCAACUGGCGGGCAAGGCAUGGAUUCCGGCCGUGUCGUGAUAUGGAAUCUUUUGCCUGUACUCUCGGAAAAAAUCGAACUGGAUAAUAGCGUACCCAAGAUUUUGUGUCAAAUGGAUAAUCAUUUAGCAUGUGUCAACUGUGUACGCUGGUCACAAAAUGGACAAUUGCUUGCGUCUGGUUCAGACGACAAACUUGUCAUGAUAUGGCGCAGAUCAAUGGGCUCCAGCGGCGGUUUUGACAGUGGUGGCAUGCAUAAAAACGUUGAAACGUGGAAAUGCGCUUUCACACUGCGUGGACAUUCUGGCGAUGUGCUUGAUUUGGCAUGGUCCCCGCAUGACCGUUGGCUUGCUAGCUGUAGCGUAGACAACUCCAUUAUCAUUUGGGAUGUACACGCCUUACCAGCUAUGGUAGCUAAUCUUAAAGGUCAUACCGGUCUUGUGAAAGGUGUUGCAUGGGAUCCGAUAAGUAAAUAUAUUGCUUCGCAGAGUGAUGAUCGCAGUGUUAAAAUAUGGAAUACACAUGACUGGACAUGCAGUAAAACAAUUAAAGAGCCUUUCGAAGAAUGUGGCGGCACAACACAUAUACUACGUCUUUCAUGGUCACCAGAUGGUCAGUAUCUGGUUUCUGCACAUGCGAUGAAUGGUGGUGGCCCUACUGCACAAAUAAUAGAGCGAGAAGGUUGGAAAUGUGAUAAAGAUUUCGUUGGACAUCGCAAAGCAGUUACCUGCGUACGAUUUAAUAACUCGAUACUAAAACGGGAAGCAACAAAAUGCAAUAAAUCACAGCAAUAUUGCUGUUUAGCUGUAGGUUCACGCGACCGUUCAUUAUCGGUUUGGAUGACAGCGCUACAGCGUCCUUUAAUUGUUGUGCAUGAAUUAUUUAACGACAGUAUUUUAGAUUUGUCUUGGGGUCCAGAAAAAUGUGUACUGAUGGCUUGCAGUGGUGAUGGUACAAUUGCUUGUUUACAAUUUUCUGAAGUUGAGUUAGGGGAACCAUUAUCUGAAGAGAAUAAGAAUUCUCUAUAUAAACGUAUUUAUGGUAAGGCAGUUCAUUUUGAAAAUGGUGGGAAUUGCAAUGUUGAUAUGUUAAUUGAAAAUCCUGACCUGUUUAACUCAUCACGUGUAAAAAUAAAAGCUCCAACACUGCCAACAUUCACAGUACCGAAUCAAAGUAGUAUUUUUGACACAACAACUUCACUGCCAGCCGUUAAUGGCUUCUCCAAUACAUCUGUCAUACAACCGAAUAGUUCAUCAAGCCAUACAACACCCAUUAAAAAACAAACAGAAACAAUUACUGCCGAUGGUAAAAGACGUAUAACGCCGAUAUUUAUACCUGUUAAUCAUGAUAUGUGUAAAAUUGAUUCAACGCCACAACUACAGAGCUCAUCACAGUCAAUGACCAUGGAUGUUGACAUGCUCAAGACUAGUAACAAUUCACUUGAAAACGAUUUCAUUAAUAUUAAUGAAAAAAUAACAAAUGCAACACCGCCACCCGUAGAGAAUGAUGAAGGUAGUUUGGAUCCACGACUGACAAAAAAUUAUAAUAUUUCAAGGAUUUUACCUCUACAAACGUGUAAAAACGUGGUACAAACGUUCCCUAAUGUUUCCAAAAAAACCGCAACUCCAGAAGGACCAACAUUAUUACCAGCUCCAAUGAACCAAGCUUCCAGUGCUGCCCCAAAGCUACAAAUUACAGCAAACUCAACUGUAGAAUUUCAAAAGACUGUCCUGGAUCAUCGCGUACAUGUGCGUAAUGGUCAUACACAAACAGCCACUGGAUUUUUAUGCAAAGUCACCGCCUACGCAGUUAAACUGGGAAAAGUAUUAUGGGAAAUAUUUGUGGGUUCGCCCGUUAUGAAUUUGAAUUUUUGUUCCAAGUAUGUAAUGCUUUGUAGUUUGGAUGGUACAAUGCGGUUAUUAUCUAUGCCCACAGGAAUUUCAGUAUUUCCUAUAAUAACUUUAUCCACAGCAGCUACACAAUGCGCUUUUUGUCCAAAUGGCAAAUUAGUUGGUGUUGUAACUGAUACUGGCAUAUUACGCAUCUGGGAUAUUGAAAAUGAAUCUGUAGUAUUAGCAACAACAUGCGCAGAAGUAUGUAGCAAGUUUGGUAAAAUAACACAAUUUCAUAUUACCGAACAUGGUAUACCUAUGCUGUUAUUCGGGAAUGGUAACUCAUACUCAUAUUCACAAAAAAUGCAAUCGUGGCUUGUGUUGAACACAAAGGAUCCUAUUAUGCGUCAUGGAUUUCAGACAACCAUUCCUAGAGAAUUUAACAAAAACUAUAUCUCUUACCCGCUUACAUCGAUACAAGCAUCAACUAGCAGCUUCGCAGCGAUGGGAAAUGCGAUUGAUUUUAAUGCACAUAUUUGGCAGCCUAGCGCCAAGGUUUGUUUUAUUGAAAAUCAAAUUAAAUUGUGUGAGGCAAUAAAUUCGCCAGAAGAACUGCGCCAUUGGUAUUUGAUGCUUGCAUAUCAUUUGCUCUUAAGUAACAAUGAAAAUCGUCUAAGGAUAUUGUUGAAUGACUUGCUUGGACCAUUUAGUCGUGCCUUUUGGGCAAAACAUCCAACAACUGAGCAUAAAAUAUUGAAUGUUCCAAAGCAUUCACUUCUUGAAAGCAUAUUAAAUUUAAUGAAGCAUGACCCCAAAUGCCAACGUCUAUAUCUCGAGUACCAAGAAUUGUAUCAAACUUUAAAGCAUAAUGUAAUGAGGAAAUCGAGUGAAAACAAUUUUGCAGAGAGGCGGAACAGUAACACGCAUGAUCUAGUCUCAAACUAAAGUUAGUAUUUGCAGUAACUUUACUAAUUAGAAGAAAGGUUUGUGCAUAAGGAUUCCAUAGCCGGCAUUAGUUUUUAAGACGUUUCCGUUUAAUUGUAGUUGUCGAUCUUUAUUAUUAAUUUUACAAUAUUUUAAGUAUUCGUAUAUAAUAUUAAAUUUAUAAAA
This is a messenger RNA of Teleopsis dalmanni, 3116 nucleotides long. RefSeq names its product protein HIRA homolog (gene Hira). Gene Ontology annotation, cellular component: nucleus; HIR complex. The record is from RefSeq and is a predicted model, not a curated record. Bases 93 to 2951 code for a protein of 952 amino acids. The transcript has 10 exons. Gene Ontology annotation, biological process: DNA-templated transcription; chromatin remodeling; regulation of DNA-templated transcription. Lineage: Eukaryota; Metazoa; Arthropoda; Insecta; Diptera; Diopsidae. Gene Ontology annotation, molecular function: protein binding; nucleosome binding.